Ostrinia nubilalis (European corn borer) is the source of this 8417-nucleotide messenger RNA. RefSeq names its product myosin-VIIa (gene ck). Gene Ontology annotation, cellular component: cytoskeleton; myosin complex. The transcript has 14 exons. Gene Ontology annotation, molecular function: cytoskeletal motor activity; protein binding; ATP binding. The record is from RefSeq and is a predicted model, not a curated record. The coding region runs from base 264 to 6767 and encodes 2167 amino acids. Lineage: Eukaryota; Metazoa; Arthropoda; Insecta; Lepidoptera; Crambidae.
GACACGCAAGCGCCCGCACAGGUAGGUUAAGAUUCACGGUCCGUCGCACUUGAUGCUCCCAUGCACACUCGACGCGGCCCUCUCAUACAACCUACACCGGGCGCACGCGAAAUGCACGAGGAUCGGCUAUCGGUGGUGCUGUGAAGUGAUCAUACCAGUGAUUGUUCAGUGCCAGUGCUUGUGACAUGACGAGGACGGGCGUCUGAUCCGGCGCACGCAGAGGAUCUUAACGAUCGGGCCUGUGACCACAUGCCGCCGUCAUCAUGGUGAUCGUCACUAGGGGCGAUUACAUAUGGAUCGAGCCGGUGUCGGGGCGGGAGUUCGACGUGGCGAUCGGCGCCCGAGUGCUGGCGGCGGAGGGCCGGCGCAUCCGAGUGCGCGACGACGACGCCCAGGAGCAAUGGCUGCCGCCCGAGCGCCGCAUCAAGGCCAUGCACGCAACCUCCGUCCACGGCGUCGAGGACAUGAUCUCGCUCGGGGACCUGCACGAAGCCGGCAUCCUGAGGAACCUCCUCAUCAGAUAUAACGAGAAUCUCAUCUAUACCUACACGGGCUCAAUAUUAGUGGCAGUGAACCCAUACCAAAUCCUGCCAAUCUACACAGCGGACCAGAUCAAGCUGUACAAAGAGCGGAAGAUUGGCGAGUUGCCCCCGCAUAUAUUCGCGAUCGGCGACAAUGCGUACGCGCAUAUGCGCCGCUACAGCCAGGACCAGUGCAUAGUCAUCAGCGGGGAGUCUGGCGCUGGGAAGACAGAGUCAACCAAACUGAUCCUGCAGUAUCUUGCUGCCAUUAGCGGGAAGCACUCCUGGAUAGAACAACAGAUCUUAGAAGCAAACCCAAUUUUAGAAGCUUUUGGAAAUGCAAAAACUGUAAGGAACGACAACUCGUCCCGAUUCGGAAAGUACAUCGACAUCCACUUCAACAGUGGCGGAGUCAUCGAAGGGGCUAAAAUAGAACAAUACCUUCUAGAAAAGUCCAGGAUAGUGUUCCAGGGCAGCGACGAGAGGAACUACCACGUGUUUUACUGCGUGCUUGCUGGACUUUCCAAGGAGGAGAAAAAGAAACUGGAGCUUGGGGAGCCAUCAGAAUACAAAUACUUGUCUGGGGGUGGAAGUUUCACGUGUGAAGGUAGAGACGAUGCUGCAGAGUUCCAAGACAUUCGAUCAGCCAUGAAAGUGCUGCUCUUCACUGAAGCAGAAAUAUGGGAAAUAUUGAAAUUGCUGGCAGCUGUACUACAUUGUGGAAACAUCAAGUAUGAAGCAACAGUUGUUGACAACUUAGACGCUACUGAAAUUGUAGAGCAAGCAAACGUUAGACGCGUUGCUAGCCUUCUAGGAGUUCCCACUCAAUCACUGAUCGGUGCUCUGACGAGAAAAACAUUGUUUGCUCAUGGAGAGACCGUUGUAUCUACUUUGAGUAGAGAGCAAUCAGUCGAUAUCCGAGACGCCUUUGUGAAAGGAAUCUAUGGACGGCUCUUUGUGACCAUAGUCAGGAAAAUAAAUGCUGCUAUUUACAAACCUAAGUCAACGAUGCGAACAGCAAUCGGAGUUUUAGACAUAUUCGGAUUUGAAAACUUCGAUCACAACAGUUUUGAACAGUUCUGUAUAAACUUUGCAAAUGAGAACUUGCAACAAUUUUUUGUUAGACAUAUUUUCAAAUUAGAACAGGAGGAAUAUAAUCAUGAAGGGAUCAAUUGGCAACAUAUAGAAUUCGUUGACAACCAAGAUGCCUUAGAUUUAAUUGCAUUAAAACAACUCAACAUUAUGGCUUUAAUAGACGAGGAAUCAAAGUUCCCCAAAGGGACUGAUCAAACUAUGUUGGCAAAAUUACACAAAACACACGGUCUUCACAGAAACUACCUCAAACCAAAAUCUGAUAUAAACACAAGUUUCGGAUUGAACCAUUUUGCUGGUAUUGUAUUCUAUGAUACUCGAGGAUUCCUUGAGAAAAACCGUGACACGUUUAGUGCAGAUUUACUACAACUGAUACACAUAUCGACAAACAAGUUCCUACAGCAAAUUUUCCAAGGAGACAUCACAAUGGGCUCGGAAACUCGAAAGCGAACACCGACUCUUUCUACACAAUUCAAGAAGUCAUUAGACCUGCUUAUGAGGACGUUAGGAACAUGUCAGCCGUUCUUCAUACGUUGCAUUAAACCAAAUGAAUUCAAGAAACCCAUGAUGUUUGAUCGAGGCCUUUGCUGCAGGCAGCUCAGGUACUCAGGAAUGAUGGAGACAAUAAGAAUUAGAAGGGCAGGAUAUCCAAUUCGGCAUAGCUUUAAAGAGUUCGUUGAAAGAUACAGAUUUUUGAUUUCUGGUGUUCCUCCUGCACAUAAAACUGACUGUAGAGCCGCUACUGCCAAAAUCUGCGCCACCGUUUUGGGUAAAUCAGAUUAUCAGUUGGGACACACAAAAGUGUUUUUGAAAGACGCACACGAUUUGUUCCUCGAACAAGAGAGAGACCGCGUACUAACUAGGAAAAUAUUGAUCCUGCAAAGGUCAAUCAGAGGUUGGGUCUACCGCAGAAGAUUCUUGAAGAUGAGGGCGGCUGCAAUUUUAAUUCAGCGUCACUGGCGAGGAAAAUUGCAGCGAAUCCGGUACAAUAAAAUGAAAGUAGGAUACGCACGGUUGCAGGCUUUGAUUCGAGCCCGAGUUUUGGCUCAUCGCUUCAGGCAUUUGCGCGGGCACAUCGUUUCCUUGCAGGCGGCAGCUCGCGGUUACCUCGUCCGCCGUUCGUACGGGCACAAGAUGUGGGCGAUCGUAAAGAUUCAAAGCCACGUGCGGCGGCUGAUCGCUAUGCGUCGCUACCGGCGCAUGAAGCAGGACGCGCUGGCGCACACCGAGGCGCUGCGCCUGCGCCGCCAAGAGGAGCAGCGCCUGCAGCACCAGGGCAACACGCGCGCCAAGGAGAUCGCAGAGCAGAACUAUAGGGAGCGUAUGUAUGAACUAGAGCGGCGCGAAGCCGAGUUGGCCCUUGAAGAGAAGCGGCAGUUAGAAGCCAAGAGGACUCUGCUGCAGGAAGCGGCUCGGAAGCAGGACGAGCCGGUGGAUGACAGCAAGCUGGUGGAAGCCAUGUUUGACUUCCUACCGGACUCCAGUAGCGAGGCACCGGCGCCGAAGGACACGUCGGUGUUUAGCGAUUUACCGCAGCCGCGAGCCGAUCAACAAGAGAUGGUGACACCGAUGCAGACAACGUCGGAAGACGAGGAAGAUCUCUCCGAAUUCAAGUUCCAAAAGUUUGCUGCUACUUAUUUCCAAGGGAAUGUCACUCAUCAAUAUUCCAGAAAACCACUCAAACACCCGCUGUUGCCUUUGCACACACAAGGCGAUCAGUUGGCGGCACAAGCUUUAUGGGUAACCAUUCUGCGGUUCACUGGAGAUCUUCCUGAGCCACGUUACCACACCAUGGACAGAGAUAACACGUCAGUUAUGUCCAAAGUUACCGCCACGCUUGGUAGGAACUUCAUCAGAUCCAAAGAGUUCCAAGAAGCGCAAUUGAUGGGGGUGGACCCUGACGCUUAUCUGAAUAAACAAAAGCCAAGAUCCAUCAGACACAAGCUCGUGUCGCUGACACUUAAGCGCAAGAACAAGCUUGGAGAAGACGUCAGAAGAAAAUUACAGGACGAAGAGUACACAGCAGAUAGCUAUCAGUCCUGGCUGGAGUCACGUCCAACUUCUAAUUUGGAAAAACUCCAUUUCAUCAUUGGCCACGGUAUCCUCCGAGCUGAAUUAAGAGAUGAAAUUUACUGUCAGAUUUGCAAGCAACUGACCAACAAUCCGUCGAAAUCAUCACAUGCCAGAGGAUGGAUAUUGCUGUCAUUGUGUGUUGGUUGUUUUGCUCCUAGCGAAAAGUUUGUGAAUUAUCUAAGAGCUUUCAUCAGGGAAGGACCUCCUGGUUAUGCUCCGUAUUGUGAAGAUCGCCUGAAGAGAACUUUCAAUAAUGGAACUAGAAAUCAACCACCAUCUUGGUUAGAGCUUCAAGCAACAAAAUCAAAGAAGCCUAUAAUGUUACCCAUAACAUUUAUGGAUGGUAAUACAAAGACAUUACUUGCUGACUCAGCAACAACAGCAAGAGAAUUAUGCAAUCAGUUAUCUGACAAAAUUGGCCUACGUGAUCAGUUCGGCUUUUCACUAUACAUUGCUUUGUUUGACAAAGUUAGUUCACUUGGAAGUGGAGGUGAUCACGUAAUGGAUGCAAUAUCACAGUGUGAACAAUAUGCAAAAGAACAGGGAGCACAAGAAAGAAACGCUCCGUGGAGAUUAUUCUUUAGAAAAGAAAUAUUUGCUCCAUGGCAUGAUCCUACUGAGGAUCAAGUUGCUACUAAUUUGAUUUACCAACAAGUAGUUAGAGGCGUUAAAUUUGGUGAAUAUCGCUGUGACAAAGAAGAAGAUUUAGCUAUGAUCGCAGCUCAACAAUAUUAUAUUGAAUAUGGGCAAGACAUGAACACAGAACGCCUAUACACUUUGCUGCCAAACUACAUACCAGACUAUUGUUUGACUGGAGUAGAAAAAGCAGUUGACCGUUGGGGAGCUUUAGUUGUGCAAGCUUAUAAAAAGAGCUACUAUGUAAAAGAAAAGGUGCCCGCAUAUAGGGUCAAAGAGGACGUCGUCAGCUAUGCUAAAUUCAAAUGGCCCUUAUUAUUCUCAAGAUUUUAUGAAGCCUACAGAAAUUCGGGUCCUAAUUUGCCGAAAAAUGAUGUAAUCAUUGCAGUAAAUUGGACGGGGGUUUAUGUUGUAGAUGACCAAGAACAAGUGUUGUUAGAAUUAUCAUUCCCAGAAAUUACAACAGUUUCCAGUCAGAAAACAAACAAAGUAUUUACUCAAACGUUUAGUCUGGCAACGGUUCGUGGAGAGGAAUUCACUUUCCAAAGUCCUAAUGCUGAAGAUAUAAGAGACCUCGUAGUUUACUUUUUGGAAGGAUUGAAGAAGAGGUCCAAAUUCGUGAUAGCUUUACAAGACUACAAGGCUCCUGGUGAAGGUUCCAGCUUCCUGACAUUCCAAAAAGGUGAUCUGAUAAUUUUAGAAGAAGACAGCACAGGUGAAUCAGUGCUUAAUAAUGGUUGGUGUAUUGGCCGAUGUGAGCGAUCUAUGGAAAGAGGAGACUUCCCUGCAGAAACAGUUUAUGUUUUACCAGCUUUGACAAAACCUCCUCCAGAUAUUCUAUCAUUAUUUUGUCAAGAGGGUGCACAGCAUGGUCGUCGCAUACCAACAAGUAGUACACUUAAUGGUACUGAGACUAGAGACAAACCUCAUACAUUAUUGGAAUAUGCCAUGGACCACUUUAGAUUACCACCAAAGCGCACUGUUUCCAAAACUCUCACAUUGUCUACAGCCAAGCGAGGAGGAGCUGAAGAAUUAUGGAGACAUUCUAGGGAACCAAUUAAAUUGCCUCUAUUGAAGAAGUUGCAAGCUAAAGAAGAACUGGCUGAAGAGGCAUGUUUUGCGUUCACUGCUAUAUUGAAAUACAUGGGAGACCUCCCAUCUAAACGACCGCGUAUAGGCAAUGAAUAUACUGACCACAUCUUCGACGGACCACUGAAACAUGAAAUAUUGAGAGACGAAAUAUACUGUCAAGUGAUGAAGCAGCUCACUGACAAUAGAAACAGAAUGUCGGAAGAGAGGGGUUGGGAGCUGAUGUGGUUAGCGACAGGAUUAUUUGCGUGUAGCCAAGGUUUACUUAGAGAAUUAACAUUGUUCUUGCGAACUAGAAGGUAUCCAAUUGCUCAAGACUCACUCCAAAGACUCCAGAAAACUUUAAGGAACGGCCAAAGAAAAUACCCUCCGCAUCAGGUUGAAGUAGAAGCUAUUCAGCAUAAGACGACUCAAAUCUUCCACAAGGUGUAUUUCCCUGAUGACACGGACGAGGCUUUUGAAGUGGACUCGUCGACAAGAGCGAAGGACUUCUGCCAAAACAUCGCGCAGAGACUGAAUCUCAGAUCUAGUGAAGGCUUUAGUUUGUUUGUUAAGAUAGCUGAUAAGGUGAUCUCGGUGCCCGAAGGCGACUUCUUCUUCGACUUCGUUCGGCACCUCACGGAUUGGAUCAAAAAGGCGCGACCGACGCGUGAUGGCAUCACACCACAAUUCACUUACCAGGUGUUCUUCAUGAAGAAGCUCUGGACGAAUACCGUCCCGGGCAAGGACCGCGCGGCUGACGUCAUCUUCCACUUCCACCAAGAAUUGCCCAAGCUUCUUCGCGGGUACCAUCGCUGCGGGCGCGAGGAAGCGGCGCGGUUGGCCGCCCUCGCCUACCGAGCGCGGUUUGGGGACAAUAAGCAGGAGCUGCAAGCAAUACCCCAAAUGCUCCGCGAGCUCAUCCCAGCGGACCUCAUCAAGCUGCAAAGUUCCGCAGACUGGAAGCGAGCAAUAGUAGCUUCCUACAACCAGGACGCCGGCAUGACGCCCGAAGACGCCAAGAUCACGUUCCUCAAGGUCAUCUACCGGUGGCCCACCUUCGGCUCUGCGUUCUUCGAAGUCAAGCAGACUACGGAACCAAACUACCCUGAGCUUCUGCUGAUAGCCAUCAAUAAGCAUGGCGUCAGCUUGAUACACCCACAAAGCAAGGACAUCCUGGUCACGCACCCGUUCACCAGGAUAUCCAACUGGUCAUCAGGCAACACGUACUUCCACAUGACGAUCGGCAACCUGGUGCGAGGCUCCAAGCUUCUGUGCGAGACGUCCCUCGGAUACAAGAUGGAUGACCUCCUGACAUCCUACAUCUCGCUUAUGCUGACCAACAUGAACAAGCAAAGGUCGGUGCGCGUCAAGUAGAAACAGCUCUAGCUCACGAGUCGAAAUGAAUUAAAUUGGAACACAUUGAAUGGUCGUGCGAGUGAGACGAAGGAAUAAAAUCUCAUGCGGGCUCGUGAGUUAAUGACCGAUGUAAGUUUUAUAAGUUUUUGAGAAAUGCUGAUUAGCAAUCAGGAAGAUUAUGGCAUGAAUUUAUUUGAAACUGUAAGGUUUUGGCGAGAACUGCCACAGAAAACGUAUCCAUAAUAUGGUAAAUAGGCACUGGGAUAAACUGGCGCUUCUGGAUUCAAACAUUUUGAAGACACAUGGAAAAGAUUUACUCGUAAACAAACCAUAGGCCUGUUUUCACCGUAGUUAUUUGUCAUGUAACUCUAAAGUCUAGUGUUGAAUCCUUAAUUUUCAGUAUACUAUUAUGAUAUUAAAACACACUUUCAGCGAUUUUCUAACUAUUCUGCUGGCAGUGUAAUUUAUCUGAAAAAAAAAAGUACCUACCCAGUGCAUUCCCGGACUUACAACAAGCAAUCUUGCGUUUAGACUGUACACCGCAAGUUCAUUGUAUAAUGUUGAUUGUGUAAAAAUAGAAGUAAAUGCACAACGCAUGUCCUAUACAUUUUCAACCACGCCUUUUAAGUAUUAAGGUCCUCCAGCAUCGAUAAAUGUAAUUUAUUUUAUCCGUCCAUUAUUGUAGAAACUAACUUACAUGGUUGUUAUACAUACCUAAUAUUAGUGCAUCAACAGUUAGCCUAAAUACAUAUAACAUAGUAUAUAAGUACAAUAUAAAUAAUGCAAACGCGUUAAAUUCUGCAUGUAAACGAAUUAAUUAAAAUUUAGUUCUGAGGUUCAUAAACAUCCUGCAUUACAGAUCUACAAAAGUAAUUAGUGUUAUGUAUAUCUUUGAUGAAAUAUUAUUUUAAGUAGAAAUAUAUUUAAAUGGCACACGAAGUAUUUUGCGUUCAAAUAGAUUUCGUCUAUGUCACCGCAGAGUACUUCAUAUGCCGAUAUAACUAACUAGAUAUGAAUGGAGAUCUGUUAUUAAUAUUCUAGGUGAUCGGUUAAGUUUAUAUUUAAAUCGAAAUAAACUGUUAUUAUUGCUACUUGUUCCCUUAUUAGUGCCUUAUCGCUUCAGAUUAUCAGAUAUCAUCCGCAGACAGAAUAAAUAAUAACACACAUUAUAGAAAUUAACUCGCAUACUUAUUCAGAAUCAGCAUUUUAAAAUAAUGUGAAAUUCAAAGUCAGUCGUUAUUUGAAGUAAAUUAUAAAAAUGAAAUGAAAUUGAAAAAGUACCAACAAAUAAUUUAGACGUGUAAAAAGAUUGAGGUCUUGCAAACAUAGCUUUUAGAUAUAUUUUUAUGAAAAUUUACUCAGGUAAGCUCAAUCUUUAUAACUUUUUUAACGUCUGACUUAUGCACAUCACUGUAUUGUUGGCUCUAUGUAGGUCUUUACAUGAAGAGGACAUAUUUUUAUACUCAUUAUUACCAUAAUGGUAUGUAAUAUCUAUUAUUGUUAACGUAGAUAUACUGCGAAUUGUAUUUAUUUAAUAGGUAAUGGACUAACUAACUAGGUAACUGUAAAAUUGUCUAUGUUAUGCCAUGAGUGGAGACAUUAUCUUUGUUUUUUCGCUUAGAGUCAAAAGUUGCAUUUGUGAGUGGUUGUAAACAUGAGUCACAAUGA